AUGGAAAUAUACAAUUUUAUUCAUUAUAACAUUUAUUAUAAUGACUUUGUGUAUUAUUUAUUAAAAGAGACUCACCACUUUUUUAAUUACGGUAAAACUUAAGAAAUUAGACAAUAACUUUAUUGGGAGAUUUUUAAGUUUUCAAGAAUAUUAUCAUUCUUCUUUUCUCAAAAAGAUCCAAAAACAGAUCCAAUAAUGAUGCUUCAAGCAGUUGGAGUAACUCGAUUUUACCCUCUACCUGAUAGUUUGGCAAGGAUUUUAUGGAAAUGUUCAAUGGAAGCUUGCCACAUUUUUUAUCAAUGACAUUAUUGAAAAUAAAAGAGUAGCACACGAUAAAGGCUAAUUUUACCUUAGCAAAGAACCUGAUCUAUACACAGCAAAUUUUUGGAAAUACUUUAUCGUAUUCGUUUUUAGAAUGUAUUAUCAAGUCAAAUGCUGUUUUUGUUUAAAAUUUAUAUGAUAUCAAGAGUGUUGAUUCUCCUUCUUGA
Paramecium octaurelia is the source of this 488-nucleotide messenger RNA. The record is from the annotation of a GenBank genome assembly. Lineage: Eukaryota; Ciliophora; Oligohymenophorea; Peniculida; Parameciidae.